Messenger RNA from Lizanozyma spartinae, 2193 nucleotides. RefSeq names its product nucleotide diphosphatase/phosphodiesterase. The coding region runs from base 1 to 2193 and encodes 730 amino acids. Gene Ontology annotation, molecular function: nucleoside triphosphate diphosphatase activity; ribonucleoside triphosphate phosphatase activity. NCBI's taxonomy places the organism in Eukaryota, Fungi, Ascomycota, Pichiomycetes, Serinales, Debaryomycetaceae. The record is from RefSeq and is a predicted model, not a curated record. Gene Ontology annotation, biological process: nucleoside triphosphate metabolic process. The transcript has a single exon.
AUGUCGUCGCUUCAUACCCAGCCACACGAGGUGGAUAUACCCAUAACGGACUUAGAUACCGAUCCGGACGUUUUCUCCGACCAAGAGACCAAUCAUCUCAAUAAUGCUGAUUAUGCUGAUGAUGACGAUGAUGAUGUCCAACAGUCACAAUUAACUAUGGAUCAAUUUGAUUUUGAAAUCGGUGAUUAUGCCGACCCUUCCUCCGAGAAUGUGCUCAGUAAAGCCUUGAAAGGAUUCAAAGAUAUGUUUGCUGCUAAAAAUGGUAAUAGAAGUGACUCUUUAAGCUAUGAAAGAGUAGCAAAUGGAGUAGGCAAUGGCAUGAUGGAUUCAGAGAGUUUGGAUUCCAAUGAUGAGGUGGCUUUGCAUUUGAAGGACUAUAAGAUUAAUAUGCUUAAGAGAAAGCUUACCAGAAUUGGUGCUUAUGUGUUCGUGAUGAGCAUUUGUUUCUUUGGUGCAAUGGCUUAUAUGCUCUUCUUGUUGGCUGGUAGGGGCAGUGCUACUAACAAGAGUUAUACCGAUCCUGAUACAGGUAAAACAGUGUUAUCUAAUUCGACUCACAAGUUCUAUCCGACAACGUUAUUGAUAUCUAUAGACGGUCUUCACCCCCAUUAUAUCAGUGCCAGCAACACUCCAACGAUGCAUAAGCUCUUUGUGGAGAAGUUUGGCGCUCCAUAUAUGAUUCCCAGCUUCCCCUCGUCGACGUUCCCAAACCAUUGGACUUUGGUCACUGGAUUGUUUCCUUCUGAACACGGUAUAGUGGGUAAUACGUUCUACGACCCCGUCUUGAAGAAGCAGUUCAUCAACACUAAUCCUAAAGUCGGGGGUCUAGACCCUGAGUUCUGGAAGGGGGGUGAGCCGGUUUGGACAACGGCUUUCAAGCAAGGAGUCAAUUCUGCUAUUCAUAUGUGGCCAGGUAGUGAGGUUCCAGGCAUUGGUAUUGAUGGAGGAGGUCCACUAUAUGUUGAUAAGUACAAUGGAUCCGAACUACUUUCCAAUAAAGUGGAUAGGAUCUUCACGUGGUUAGACAUUGAAGAAAUCGAUAAGAGACCAGAAUUAGUGCUUACAUAUGUUCCUACCAUUGAUCUGUAUGGCCAUAAGUUUGGUAUUAGUGGAUCUGAAUUGGUUGAAGCCUUGAACUAUGUUGAUGAUUUCAUUGAUUUGAUUCAGUUGGAAUUAAAGAAACGAAAUUUACAAGAUUUGGUCAACAUGGUGAUUGUAAGUGAUCAUGGAAUGGCCCCGACUUCAAAUAACAGACUUUUGUAUUUGGACGAUAUUAUCGAUUUAAAUAAGAUUGAACAUAUUGAUGGGUGGCCCUUGUUUGGGCUACGUCCAAAGCAAGAAUUCCCAGUGGACGACAUUUAUGAUGAACUUAAGGAGAAAUUGUCAAAGCAAAAACAUAACAAUAGCUUUGAUGUUUAUAAAGUUCAAGAUAUACCUGCUGAAUUUGAAUUUGGUGGAGCAUCUUCAGGUCACAAGUUUGAUUAUAGAUUAGCUCCCAUAUGGAUCAUUCCUCACGUGGGAUACUCUGUGACCACGAAAGCACAGAUGGAGAAGAAUGGAGGGGAUUAUAAGCCUAAAGGUGUUCAUGGCUAUAAUAAUACUGAACUAUUGAUGAGAGCCGUUUUCCUUGCUCAAGGACCAUAUUUUGAUAAACUUAAGUCCAAAAAGAUACACCCUUUCAAGAAUAUAGAGGUUUAUAACUUGGUUUGUGACACUUUAGAGAUUACCCCAUCUCCUAAUAAUGGUACCGGUGAUUUAUCUAUAUUUGGAGCAACUUUGCCCCAAUCUUGGAAAGAUAACUUGGUAUACCCUGAUUUACCUUUUGAAGUUGAUCAUAUCAUAAAGGACGAUGCAACAUAUGAUUUGCUUUUCCGGAAUGUCACUUUGAAAGAACAAGAGACACCAACAUUAACCAGGAUUACAGUUAGUACUAAUGCUAGUCCAUUAGAAUCGUUGAUAAAGGAAGAAUCCACCUUUACUUCUGUUAGUGAAAAGCUACCCAAGCCUACUGAUUUUGAAGUUGAUUUAAAUCAUCCAGAAGAAAGCGAUGAUCAUGGUGAUACUAAAGUUCCGGGUAUUUUCCAAGGUCUUGAAGACGCUUUUGAAGAUGCAGUUGACUCUGUUGGUAAUUUCAUUGAUGGAGCAGCAAAUAAAAUAGACGAUCUCUGGCAUAAUGUUGUGGACGAUAAUUAA